AUGUACAACAACCUAUACAGUGUCAAAGACAGCAAGAGAUUCAGCAGUGUGCGAUAUGCCGGUCUAGAACUUUCUCACACCUGCUCGUCUUGGGUGUCCAGCGCACACUACUUCUGGCAGAUCUGCACGCUCCUCCUCGUCGUGCUUGACACGGUCUUGAUCCCUCUGACGCUGGCUUGGCCCGAUGCCAGACAGGAAACAGCGCUGGCCAUCUACUUCCAGGUCGGCCCAGGACUAUGGAGCUUCGAUAUCUGCAUGUCCUUCAUCCCGAGCAUUCUGCGGCUCAUGUGCAAAUGGAGCUUCCCUUCCUUAGGCACGAGAUUUCCUUUGGAUGUGGGCUUGGUGACCUUGGACGUGGUCCUCUUGUUGGAGCUCGUUCAGAACGACAAUCUCCGCCUCUUUAGCCUGCUGCGCCUCAUGCGGAUCCUGAAGUUCCGGGGCGUGAUGAUCGCCUUGGAAAACCGCCUUGCUGCGAAGGGCAACAUGAAAUUUGUGUUGUACCUGACGAUCUUCCAAUGCGUCGCCCAAGUCCUUGCAGUGAACCACAUCCUCGCAUGCCUGCUCUUCUACGUAGGGACGAUCACAUCGGGAGACGAAACAACGGGAGACGAGACAACGCCGUCUCCCGGCGGGUUCAUGGCUCAGUGCACCUGCAGGCAGAGCUUCAACUGGGCAAUUGCUCAGUACACGCCAGCCCCAUUUCCAUACCAGCCCCAGAACGAGCUCGAGCAAGCUGUGAUCAUCGCCGUCAUCCUGACUUGCUUGCCGUUGCUGGGCGCGCAGAUUGGAAAGAUUGGCGGCACUCUGAACUUGCUGAAGGAGAAGGCGAAGGAGAGGGAUACGGUGCGAAGGGAUCUGCAGCGCUGGCUCUUCAAGACCAAUGCUCCUGAGAAGCUGACUCGGAAGCUCCUGGACUCGCUGAGCGAUGUUCUCGAGUCCAAGGAUUCCCCCAUGGAUGUCAAGGAACCGAUCGCGCUCAAGUUCCUGCCCAGCACGCUGCUGGAAGAACUCCACAUCGUGAAGAUCGGUCAGAAGUUGGAGACGCACGACCGUGUGGGCAUCUCUGGCCGAUUGAGUGCGGCGUUCCGAACGAUCAACUCAGUGCAAGGGGAGGAUGUCUUUCAGCAGGGCAAGAGGGCGGAAGGCCUCUUGAUUACGCUGGGAGGGCAGUUCAUGCUGCAUUUGCAGCGAUCUGAUGUGUCGAUGGGUCGCAACAGCCACUCGCAUGAUCCGCUGGAGGGAGGACUCCGGAUUGUGUCUGAUGAAUGGCUUGCUGCCUUGGCCUCAAUUGAUGGUUGGCAGUGGUUUGCGGUGCCGCAAGGCUCACUUCUCUGCUCGUUGAAGUACUCCCCCAACCUUCAUAACCGCGCUGUGGAGGUGCUCAGAGCACCCGUGGCGGAGUUCGUGAAGGCCAUCCAGGCCUCGCCGGGAUCAGUGGUGGCAGUGCACGAGUACGCGCUGAAACUCUUGACCUCCUAUUCGAAGAACCAAGAGGCUCUCCCAAACUGGGAGAUGCUGCUGCCAGAGAUGGUCGAAGACGGCGUCCAGCACACACAGUUGGCAGAUCUGUUGAAUCCGGGAAUGGGCCGAAUGCACAGCUUCAAAACCACGCAGGAGACGAACUUCACGAAUUUGGUGGAGGACCUCUUGCAGCCAGGUCUGGACAACACCGAGCUGGUCCAGCUCAUCAAGGAGAAGUUCCCGGAGCUGCGUGAAGUGAGUGGCAUGUACGCGCUCCUGCAAUUGGAGGCCCCGGUCUCGCGGCUCCUCGCGGACGAGGCCGAGAGAGCCGUCCUCUCCAUUCUGAGCACAAUCUGGAUUCUGAAGGACGACUACAAAAGCAUGGUCGACUGCCAGAAGCCACAGGCUCGCCUGUCUGAGAAGACCUUUGCGUCCAUCCAGGAGUUCCUCGGAGCGAAAGCGAUGAGCUCGGAGCAGUUGACGACUGCCUUUAUCAUCCUUGCCCUCCGCGGCCUGAGCAAGAGCGAGGACUUUGCCAAGCUCUGCCCACCCUCGCAGCGCCGCACACCCGAGCAGGUUCUGAGCUACGCAACCUCCAACUUGGAUGCCUACCUGCCGUCCAUGGCCUGCCUGCGGGGAGAUGCCUACGAUUUCUUGGUGUCCACGGUCCGCAUGCUCGACCAGUUCAACUUCGCACAGUUGCUUCAGGGUGAGAACAAUCCGCAUUCGGUGUGGCAGCUCCAAUGCAGCCUUCAAGAGGAAGGUUUCGAGGUCUUUCAGAUCUAUCUCUUCGUGCAGGUCAGCAUUCUCUGCGGAGUUACCGGCGCGAUCACUUUGCGAGGCUCCAUGUUCCUCAGCGAGUUGAACGGGCGCUCCGUUCUCAAAGGUUUGGCUUGCUUGCGGGACGUGUCGGAAGGGCAGCCGCAAGCCGUCUACUGGAGGUACAUCGCAAGCCGCGCGGAGGCAUUGCACCUCGAGGUGCAAACCCCAAGCCAUCUCGUGCUGGCUAGGCUUGCCUGUCUCACACGAACCGUGGAACCGAAAGCCCUGCAGUCCUUGGCGGCCGACUGGGAUGCCUUAACAGAUGAGGAGCAGGAUGCCCUCUACCAAGUGUUCUUGACAGAUGGCCUCUACAACAAGGCGUUCAUUUUCCUGUAUCUUCCUUUGUUUCUUACCAAUGCGGUGGCAAAUCAAGACCUGGGCCUUCGACGAGGCCUGCAGUUCCUCGUCGAGCUCUACACAAAGCUGGUGAACCACCGCUGCCUAAACCAAGAGGCUUUUACGGUCAAGGUGGACAUCUCCUCACUGGCAUCCCUGGCGAAAGAGAUAGAUGAUGUACGUUUGCUGAGGAAAUGCCUGGACUAUUCCCGCAUUGUCAAGCAUGCGCAUGGAGUGACGGUGCUCCUCACAGCGGAGAGCUACCAGAUCCUUUCAGGCCAGCUGGUGGCAGAGGACCGCAAAGCUGAACUGCUGGAGCGCGUGUACGCCCAGCAGCGGAUGCUGGCAGAGGCCCUGAUGCCUGUGGCGAAAAUACCUUCCCUUGUCCUGAACGGGAAGAAGAGCAUCGAAGAGGUGGUGACAGAUACGUUUUGA
Symbiodinium natans is the source of this 3054-nucleotide messenger RNA. NCBI's taxonomy places the organism in Eukaryota, Dinophyceae, Suessiales, Symbiodiniaceae. The record is from the annotation of a GenBank genome assembly.